UACAUAUAUGCAUGCAACAACUGCACACAAAUACGCGCGCACACACGCGCACAUCCAUACUCAAGUGCUCUAUCCUACCCAUCCUCAGACUCGAAAGCGUUCACUCAGUCAGCCAUAUAUUGCUGUUGUAAAAGAAAGUAUUUAUCAAGACCAGUGCGAUGAUGAUGAUGCUGGGGAGGGGCACGGCACCCGUGCAUAUUGAUGUUGGGGGUGUCAUCUAUACUUCAUCUCUGGAAAUCCUGACCAGGUUUCCGGAGUCUAAGCUUGCCCGAAUGUUUAAUGGAAGCAUACCUAUUGUUCUGGACAGUCUGAAGCAGCACUAUUUCAUUGACAGAGAUGGGAAAAUGUUCCGACACAUACUGAAUUAUCUAAGGAGUGCCAAACUGAUACUACCUGAUAAUUUCAACGAAAUUGAACAGUUAUGGGAAGAAGCGAAAUAUUACGACCUCACGAGUAUGGUAAAAGAUGUGGAACUUUAUAGAAAAAGUAAACAAAAGAUCGUAGUGAAGAAAGAAGAGAAAGAAUACUGCGACUGCAUUGCAAUCAGCAUAAGCCCCGAUCUAGGGGAGCGAAUCACAUUGAGUGCGGAGAGGGCACUUUUGGAGGAAGUGUUUCCUGAACUUAGCUCUGCUCUAAUGGAUUCAAGGAAUUCAGGUUGGAACAUGGAAAACAGAUAUGUUAUUCGAUUUCCUUUGAACGGAUUUUGCAAAUUAAAUUCCGUACAAGUAUUGCAGAGGCUUCUAAAUCAGGGUUUUAAACUAAUAGCAGCUACUGGCGGUGGGGUCGAAGGACAGCAGUUUAGUGAGUAUUUGUUCUGCAAAGAUUGCAAGGCUGCUGCCUGAGAUCCUAUUGUAUAAAAAUAAUAAGGCAAGGACUAAAAUAUUUCUGAACUGAAAUAAAAACAUAAAAAUAUAAAUAAAAACUGCAGUAGCGACAGCAACAACAACUGCAACAAUUACACACAAAGAGAGAAAAAAAUAUCUUCCAUUCUUUCAUGUUUUUUUUUCUUCCCAAAUUUUGUUUUAUAUUUUUAAAAUUUUCCCUGUUCUACCAUAAGGAAAAAAAACUGUUACGAACCAUAUUUGGGGGGAGAUAAUAAUAUUUGAAAACAGACGUUGCAUUCUACGUCCAUUUUGUGUAUUUGUUUUGGUUCGUUUUCAACCUUAUUCAACAUCACCCUCGUCUCUUUUAUCAUUUAAUAAUUUUGAAGAUAUUUCAAAACCUCCAGGCAUUUUCCCCGUGUUAAUUAACCAACAGACAUAUUUUGAGCAUUUUAUUUUUGUUCCGUUUUCAAAAUUUUUCCUUUGUUUCAUUCCAUUAUAUUUUCAUUUCCUUUUUCAUUUCCUCCGCUCUUUCUUUCUUCGAUCUUUUUUUUUUUUUUUUUUUUUUUGAGGACAUCUUUGUUCCAUUCAAAAGUGAUAUCCUAUGUAAAUGUCAGAGAUUUCAGUGGAGAGACAAGGAAGAAGAACAGAGAAAAAGAUAAUCAAUGAUGACAAUGAUAUUAAUAAAAAAGAAGAUAACCAAAUACAUUUUAAACGAAUUAUCUUUUAAGUUUUCAACCUUCGUCUCAAAUAAACCCAAAAAGAAAAAAAUAUCUAAAAUGGAAAUUAACAAAUAAUGAAAUUUAAAUAUGGUUGAAAAUUGAAGUUUAAAGAAAUAAAAUGCAAAAAUCAAAAUUUCAAAAACAAAAAAAAAAAAACAACCAGCGGAAGUUUGUACAUCAAAUGAAAGUAUUUCCUGGCGUCAAGCCUCUUUCCGAUGAUUUUGCUGAUAAAUUACAUGUACUUUAUCCGAAAAAAUAAAAAUAAAUGAAAUAUAUCCAACAAAAGAAUAUAUUAAAAAAAACUAUAAAACACUCAAACCACAAAUUAAAUACAUCCAUUUUACAAAAAAAAAAAUUAAAGUAAAAAAUAACAAAAAAGAAACAACAAAUCUUUAGGAAACAUUGUGAUCGUGUUUACUCCGGUUGAUGUCAGGCAUGCUACACCGUGAUCGAGAGUUGUCCCAAGUUAUUUGUAUUUUUUUCAACAGAUGUCGCUUUGCUUUCAAUCAUUUUUUAGCUAACACAAAUGCCAUUGCACAUACUGUUCAUUAUAACAUAAAUAUAUCUAUAUUACAUUCAUA
Octopus bimaculoides (California two-spot octopus) is the source of this 2124-nucleotide messenger RNA. RefSeq names its product BTB/POZ domain-containing protein kctd15. NCBI's taxonomy places the organism in Eukaryota, Metazoa, Mollusca, Cephalopoda, Octopoda, Octopodidae. The record is from RefSeq and is a predicted model, not a curated record. Gene Ontology annotation, molecular function: protein binding. Gene Ontology annotation, biological process: protein homooligomerization.